AUGAACGCCAAUAAUAUCUAUGUAUAUAUACAUACAUAACAAAACUCCUAUUUUAGCCAUCAUUCGAAAUGGACAGUGAAUAACGUCAAUACAUCAAACUCAAAUUUGUCAUCCUAGAAAAAGAUUGGCCUUAUCCAAAUUUCGAAAUUGUUGUAGCUUACAAUGAUCCCCUCAUGUUCAUCAAUAAGGAAUUGCAAGAUAGGCAUGGAGGCAUUACUGAUAUCAGAUUAUAUUUGGAUGCUGAAAAGCAAAAUCAGUAAGUUAUUAAUUACAUUAGAUUACAAUAUAUAUUCAAUAAGAAAAUUGGAGACGCCCUAUCAAUCAAAGGAUCAAAUUCAUAAGACACAGCACCCAUUGUUACUAUAUAUUACGAUUUUAAAAAUGCCAUCAAAUCACCCGUACAAUUGUUUUGAUCAUUUAUAAAAUAUAAUAAGC
This is a messenger RNA of Paramecium octaurelia, 435 nucleotides long. Lineage: Eukaryota; Ciliophora; Oligohymenophorea; Peniculida; Parameciidae. The record is from the annotation of a GenBank genome assembly.